UCACUCUCGUCGCAGUUGCUGCCGUUCCUCAGCUGUAUAUCGUCAUUCCUUCGUUUUUGCCACGGCGCCGCCGACGCCGCCGGUCUCUAGAAUCUGCACAGAAAAACAUAUAACGAAGGCGAAAGAUACGGUAUUUUCUUCCUCUUUUUAAAACUGCUCCGAAAACCCAAGCUUUGCUCUCAUUCACCUAGCUGAUUCGAAGAUGCCACGAAAACCUUCCGGACAUCGGUUGUUACCAGUUCGGCCUUUGACUUUCUCACCGUUUGCUCGUUCUGUUGCUCGAGUUGCCACUGCUUACAUGGUUAAACAUCACGUGCGUGAUGCCAUGCAGCAUUCUGCAGGUGAUGAAUUUAAGAAGUUGAAAAAGGUAGACAGACAAUCCGAGUCAUCUGAGGAUGAAGAAUUUGAUGGAGUUGUUGAAGCAGAUUUUGCCUUCUUUGAUCCAAAACCAGAAGACUUCCAUGGUGUGAAAACGUUGCUGCAAUCCUACCAUGAUAACAAGGAAUGGGAUUUGAGCGGCUUUGUAGACUUGAUAUUGGGACAAACCACUGUUGGAACUGUUGUUAAAUUAGAGGAUGAUGAAGACAAAGGAGUUUUUUCUAUAAUUACUGCCCUUAAUUUGGGGAGAUAUAAGGAUCACAAAUGUAUUUCAGAGCUCAAGGAGUUCCUUCUUAAAUUAUGCCUGGAGAAAGAUAAAAUAGGAAACUUGAGAUCACUUUUGGGAGAUAAAGCACAGGAUGUGGGUCUCUUGGUUUCCCAACGUGUCGUGAAUCUUCCUCCUGAACUCUUGCCCCAUCUUUAUGAUGCAUUGUUUGAUGAAAUCUUGUGGGCUACAGAAGAUGAGCCCACGGAGGAGUUGCGUAAUUCCUUCCGGUUCAAAUUUUACAUUGUAGUAAGCAAAAUUUACAAGCACAAGAAUGCAAAUCAGAAAAGGACUUCAAGCACCGACAAAGAUGAUGCUUUCAUAUAUAUUAAGCCAGAAGAAGAGAUUUUACAUAAGCUGAGCAUGUGGUCCUUCCUUUUUCCUUUGCAAACUCAGCAGGUCGUAGCUCACGAGCUAAAAGAUUACCAGCUAAAUGGGAUUGUCAUGGCUGUCAAAGCGGAAGGCAUUUCCUCAUUCCGACAGCAAUUGCGUACUUUGAUAAGCGAGUCCUGAAUCUCGUAGAAGGAAUGCAAAAAUUUUGAUACUGUGGCUACUACUUUUUGUUUUUGUUGAACUUGGAAGAUUCUGCACAAGUUUGGUCCUAGUAAAAUGUUCAAGAUGCAGUCUGGUAAUGGCCGGUGAUAUUCUUGUACCACUUGCGUUGAGGUGAGACUCCAAUUUUGUACGUUUAGCCAACACACUGGCCUGAUUUUGGUGACAUUUUUUGUUGGAAUGAAAUUGUUGUG
Messenger RNA from Hibiscus syriacus, 1389 nucleotides. RefSeq names its product protein BCCIP homolog. The transcript is spliced from 9 exons. Lineage: Eukaryota; Viridiplantae; Streptophyta; Magnoliopsida; Malvales; Malvaceae. The record is from RefSeq and is a predicted model, not a curated record. Gene Ontology annotation, cellular component: nucleus. Bases 203 to 1156 code for a protein of 317 amino acids.